GCAGCUGAGUCCCCGUGCCAAUGUCUUUAUUUUGGUCAACCUUGGCUGCGAGAUGCUCUAUGUGAUUGAUCAGCGGCUGAAGGCGCAACAAAUCGCCAAGGACAAGUCGGUACAAGUUAUCCACGAUGUGACUUCAGUACUGCUGGAUCCCAAGUUCAUCGACUCCCUGCUGAACGGCUCCAAGCACAACAAUGCCCAGCUCCUGACAGUCGAGCACUGCAAAUUCAUGCUGAACGAUAUAGCCACCUGCUCCGUGAUGCGCAUUGAUGAACAGUCCAUGGGCAAGCUCUGGAACCUGAUGACCAUGCUAUACAAAUGGCAGCUGUUCGUUUCCAGGCACCAGCACCAUUUGCUCGAGAUAACCUUCCGACACCUGGAGGCCAUCAACAAGAUGUAUCCGGACUCCAAGCGCCACAUGCUGAUUGACUUUACCAAGAACACUCUGCUGGACUUUUGGAACGCCAGUGGGGAGGAGGCGCAGCUGUCCAUUUACAAUACCAACAAGGCCUGGUUGGAGUGCUUCAAUACGAAAAUAUCGCUGCUGAUUCGGCUAGGUUUCCAGGCCAUGGACGGCAGCUUUUUCAAGGAGGUGGAUCAGGAGUACUUCGGCGACUAUGUCCAGACCAUUGGUGACAACAUGUACGUGAAGAGUGAGGAGGCGCAUCAGCAGAGCGCGCGAGAGCCCAACAGCAUGGACAAACUGGCUGCCCAGCUGAACAUCAGUCCACUGCCUGCAGGCGAGGACCUGCAGCCCAUAAAUGCCCGCCAGUUCCAGGAGCAGUUUGAGCAGGCGUUUGGCAAUGUUCUGUUCGAUGAGGGCCAUUCCUCCACCUCAACAGGUUGCGAGUUUGUGCAGCUCCAGACAGCUGCUCGGACAAACACGGAAGCCCCCCACAGCAGGAGGGACUCCAUACUCAAUCAGAAUCUCAUCGACUUGUACAGCAAGAUGGCUUAGAAAUUACGGAGAUAUUUACAAUUAAAAAAUAUUGUAUUUCUCAUUUA
Messenger RNA from Drosophila persimilis, 1002 nucleotides. RefSeq names its product protein OSCP1 (gene OSCP1). Gene Ontology annotation, biological process: transport. The record is from RefSeq and is a predicted model, not a curated record. Gene Ontology annotation, cellular component: cytoplasm; plasma membrane. NCBI's taxonomy places the organism in Eukaryota, Metazoa, Arthropoda, Insecta, Diptera, Drosophilidae. The coding region runs from base 53 to 955 and encodes 300 amino acids. The transcript is spliced from 2 exons.